UGCCCUUUCUUAUUCCUUUGUUUUCUUCUGCAGUUCUGGUCGGACCCUGAAGAACCCUAGUUUCAAAUCUUGUUUGUCUUCAUUGUGCAGACCCCAAAAUCAUGAUGGGAGGAGCCAAACGUUUUGGCACAUCGGAUUCCAGCUCCGACUCCGCCUUUCGGAACAAAAGAAAAAUGACAGGAUCCUCAUUUGAUGUUCAUAGAACAGAAUCUUCUGAAGAACAAAUUAUGGCUACACCUUCAUUAGAUGAACGGCGAGCUGAGUCAUCGCAGCUGCAUGUGAGAGCUCUCAACACCCAAUUUGCAAGUUGGGUACAAACGCAACUAAAAAAUCACCCUGAUGAACUUUGGGAAGAUGGUAUUCGAGAUUACCUGGCUUAUGCGUCAAACAUAAUGGAAAAAUUUACAGACGUUGUCAACUGGCUUAAAGUAAAUGCUGCAAAAGUAGAAACUUCGGCUUCUGCAGGAUCUCAGAUUUCUGCUGAAAAUAAGAAGGUGCCGGAGUCCCCAAACAGUGAGACAAACAUAUUUCAGAGAACAACCCCUCUCUUAUUUGGUGCGACCACAAACUUUACAGCUCCAGGGAGUGCUGGUGUGUUCUCUAACAGCCAAAGCUCUACAGGAUUAUUUUCCAACAGCCAUAGCUCCACAGGAGUGUUCUCUACCAGCAAAAGUUCAACAGGAGUAUCUUCCAAUGGCAAAAGCUCUUCAGGAGUACAUAACAGCCAAAGCUCUCCAGUCUUCUCCCCUAAUCAGAGCUCCAGCAUAUACUCCAGUAGUCAGAGCUCUGGCAUGUUUUCCGCUAGCCAAAGCUCCGGUGUGUUUUCGAAUAGCCAAAGCUCCGGCACGUUCCCCAAUUGCCAAACCUCCAACAUGUUCUCUAAUAGCCAAAGCUCCAGCAUGUUCUCCAAUAGCCAAAGCCUCGGACAAUUGUCAAAUCGUCAAAGUGCUGGAGCAUCUUCCAAUAGCCAAAGCCCUGUAUUAUUUUCCAAUAGUCAAAGUCCAGGAUUGUUCUCCAACAAUCAAAGUUUUGGGGGAUUCUCCAACACUCCCAGUUUUGGGUUAUUCUCCAGCAGUCAGAGUUCUGGGGCAUUGUCCAACAGUCAACCCUCCCCAUUGUUUGGAAGUCUUCCUCAAAACCAUGGUGCUUCUGAUGAAGCAGAUGCUGAUAAUGAUGUGGAGCAACCUAGCAGCCCAUCUGUCAAAAAGUCUGAAGAAAAGGGUGUGGUUGUUGUCCACGAAGUCAAGUGCAAGCUUUAUGUGAAGUCAAGUGAUCCAGUGGGUAGUUGGAAAGAGAAGGGGACAGGAAAGCUAACAAUACGAUGCAAAGAGGGUGUCAGCAAGGGUACAAAAGAUUCAAAACCAACGGUCAUUGUUCGGAAUGAUGUGGGAAAGCUGCUGCUUAAUGCGUUGUUAUAUUCAGGCAUCAAGACUAAUCUGCAGAAGAAUUCCCUUGUUGCAAUAUUCCAUACUGCGGGUGAUGGUGAUGGAAAUGAUGAUAAUAAUCAAGAUAGUGUUGUGGCACGAACCUUCUUAAUAAGGAUGAAGACAGAGGAGGACAGGAAUAAUCUGGCCACAGCAAUCCAAGAAUACACUCCUGCGUCUGAAAGCGAGUAACAAAGUAGAAGUUAUAACAAUGUAAUGAUGUACUACCAGAAAGGAUCAAUUUUGUUAUCUAUAUAUUUUGCAAGGGGUGCUUAGUUAGCUGGCCCCUUUUUGAGGCUCUAAAUCGAGUAGUGUCGCUUUGAUAAUUUGAAUAAAAUAUAGUGUGUUUAAGAGGCGAUCUUGUACCAUAAGAGAAUGAUAGUGCUUUUGUUUCGCUGAAAAUGUGUAACUUGCUCUCUUUAUGCAUUCCUAUCAUUUGUUGGAUGAUUAUAGUUAUCAAUGGAACAACUUUGACC
Messenger RNA from Argentina anserina (silverweed cinquefoil), 1900 nucleotides. RefSeq names its product nucleoporin NUP152. Bases 102 to 1616 code for a protein of 504 amino acids. The record is from RefSeq and is a predicted model, not a curated record. NCBI's taxonomy places the organism in Eukaryota, Viridiplantae, Streptophyta, Magnoliopsida, Rosales, Rosaceae. The transcript has 9 exons. Gene Ontology annotation, biological process: intracellular transport.